AUGUCGGCUGCCGAGAACACGCAGCCUGUGCAGCCCGUGAAGCUCUCGCUGCCUCUGGUCUACCAACAGAAGCUCUUCGAGGAACUACGAAAGGAGGAUGAACUCGUCGUUUUGGCUCGGGGCCUGGGCCUUCUCCGGCUCGUAACCAAUCUUCUCCACUCGUACGAUGCCGCGGGGAACAACCUGAUCGUCGUUUUAGCCGCCGACGACAGGGAAAACGCCUGGAUUGGUGAGGCUCUCGCCGAGCAUGCCGCCAUCAGCAUGUCGUCCCGGGCCCGCGGCCUGACCGUGGUAAACACCGACUUCACCAGCGUAGCAGCCCGUGAGAAGAUGUACGCCGCUGGGGGCAUUUUCAGUAUCACCUCCCGCAUUCUGGUCGUCGACAUGCUUACCGGCCUUCUGAACCCCGAGACUAUUACGGGUCUGGUUGUUCUCCACGCCGACAGGAUUGUUGCAACAUCCUUGGAGGCCUUCAUUCUCAGGAUCUACCGCCAAAAGAACAAGGUUGGUUUUCUCAAAGCCUUCUCGGACAACCCAGAUCCCUUCACUACCGGCUUCUCACCGCUGGCCACUAUGAUGAGAAACAUGUUUCUUCGGAAAGCUUCGCUUUGGCCGCGAUUUCACGUGCACGUAGCCGAGGCGCUGGAGGGGAAGAAGAAGGCAGAAGUGAUCGAGCUGGAGGUCCCCAUGACAGAUGCCAUGCGUAAUAUCCAGAAUGCCAUCAUGGAAUGCGUCGAAGUCAGCAUCCAAGAGCUCAAAAAGGGCAACACCGGGCUAGAAAUGGACGAUUGGAAUCUUGACAGUGCCUUGCUAAAGAAUUUCGACGUCAUUGUCCGCCGCCAGCUGGAUCCUAACUGGCAUCGCGUCAGCUGGAAGACGAAGCAGAUCGUGGGCGAUUUGACUGUUCUGAGGAAUAUGCUCCACUCAAUUCUCGCGCUCGACGCCGUUUCUUUCCUCCAGCAACUCGAUACCAUCCACGCCGCUCAUUCGCCAGCCCCCGGAACGACGAGGCAAACACAGUCCCCGUGGCUGUUCUUGGACGCUGCGCAAGUCAUUUUUGAUACCGCGAAGAGGCGGGUGUACUCUAGCAGCCAGAGGCAGGGUCCAAACAUCACUAACAUUGAUUCCUUGCGGCCUGUCUUGGAGGAACUACCAAAGUGGGCCGUCCUGGCUGAGGUGUUGGAGGAAAUCGACAGGGACCUCUACUUUGAGCCCGCCGCUCGCGAUGAUUCCAAUGGCACCAUCUUGAUCAUGUGCUCUGAUACCGACACAUGCCGGCAGCUCCGCGACUACCUCCAGACCAUGCACGUCAAGCCAAGGACCGAGAAAAAGGUUGAGGAGUUUCACGAUCCGGAAGAGGACAAGCCGUCGGCUGCUUUUAUGAUGAGGAGGAAGUUGCGUAACUAUCUCAAGUGGAAGCGGGAAUUCGCCCAGGUAAACGCCAAUUUGUUUUCAGAGAAUCAGAAGGCCCUCACCGGUGCAGUCGAUCCCCGCCUAGGUCAGUCUAAGAGUAGGGCUGCCGCGAACAAGAGACGCCGCAUCCGUGGUGGCGGAGUGACAGGCGCUGCACCCGGCCGCCUCGACAAUGGUAGCGUCGCGCAGUACUUUGAGAAACCGGGGGAGGUGGCCGAGCUGAUGGCCGAGGUCCAAAUUACCGAAGAAGAAACGAAACAAAAAGAAGACGUCGUCGCAGACCCCCUAGAAGACAUGGACGAUUACUACCAGUUGUACGAAAUGCAAGACCUGGUUGUGGUCCACGCGUACGACGGGGAUAUUGACGAACACGUCUUGGAGGAAAUCAAACCAAAGUAUAUCAUCAUGUACCAGCCAGACGCCGCCUUCAUCCGGCGGGUCGAAGUCUACCGCUCGUCUCACAACGACCGGAACGUCAGGGUAUACUUCCUCUACUACGGCGGGUCAGUUGAGGAACAGCGAUACCUCUCCAGCGUCCGCCGCGAGAAGGAUUCCUUUACCAGGAUGAUCAAAGAGCGCGCCGGCAUGUCUCUCGUCAUGACUGUCGACGCGCACGGCGCCGAAGACCCGCAAGAAGCCUUCCUCCGCACCAUCAACACACGCAUUGCGGGCGGUGGCAGGCUCGCCGCAACCGCCCAGCCGCCACGGGUUGUGGUGGAUGUGCGCGAGUUCCGCUCGUCCCUCCCAUCCCUCCUGCACGGCCGCUCCAUGAUCAUCGUGCCCUGCAUGCUCACAGUCGGCGAUUACAUUCUGAGCCCCGCCGUUUGCGUGGAGCGCAAGAGCAUCAGCGAUCUCAUCAGCUCCUUUAAAGACGGCCGACUGUUUGCGCAGUGCGAGGCCAUGUUCCAGCACUACCGCAGCCCCAUGCUGCUGAUCGAGUUCGAUCAGAACAAGAGCUUCACGCUUGAGCCCUUCGCCGACUUGUCCGGCAGCCUGGCCAGCGUGAGCGCCUCCAGCGCGGGCGCCCACGACCUGCAGAGCAAGAUCGUUCUGCUGACCCUCGCCUUCCCCAAGCUGCGCAUUAUCUGGUCGUCGUCGCCGUACGAGACGGCCGAGAUCUUUGAGCGGCUGAAGGCACAGGAGAACGAGCCGGACCCGAUCGCGGCGGUCCGAGCGGGGCUGGACGGCGACAGCGACCCGCAGGCCGAGGAGCAGGUGUUCAACACGGUGCCGCAAGAGAUGCUAGGAGCAGUACCCGGCGUUACACAGAAGAAUAUCAUGAACUUGGUGCUGGAGACGGAGAACAUCAUGGAGGUGGCUAACAUGACGGUGGAGGAUCUGAAGCCGCUGGUUGGGAAGGAGGCCGCGGGGAAGAUUUGUGGCUUCUUUGCGAAGGAUUUGUUGGAGGAUGAGGAAGGAUGA
Chaetomium globosum CBS 148.51 is the source of this 2835-nucleotide messenger RNA. RefSeq lists its product as uncharacterized. Gene Ontology annotation, molecular function: damaged DNA binding; single-stranded DNA binding; single-stranded DNA endonuclease activity. NCBI's taxonomy places the organism in Eukaryota, Fungi, Ascomycota, Sordariomycetes, Sordariales, Chaetomiaceae. The transcript is spliced from 2 exons. Gene Ontology annotation, biological process: double-strand break repair via single-strand annealing, removal of nonhomologous ends; nucleotide-excision repair involved in interstrand cross-link repair; double-strand break repair via homologous recombination. The coding region runs from base 1 to 2835 and encodes 944 amino acids. Gene Ontology annotation, cellular component: nucleotide-excision repair factor 1 complex. The record is from RefSeq and is a predicted model, not a curated record.